AUGGCGGCGACCCCAGAUCCCCAAAGCUCAUCCUCGGAGGAGGAAACACUGGAUGCUCCAGAUCCCAUACCAGAGGCUACAGACCCCAUCUCGAGCCUAGCAAUGGGUGACCUGAGAGCUCCAGCCACCAAGGGUGACAUCCUGAAUAUACUACAGAACCUGCGCACCCUAUUCCACUCAGCCAUGGCGAUUUUGCAGGAGGAAGUGACCGCCGUUACUGGCAGAGUGAGGGUUGCCGAGGAAGACUUAACUGCUAUGGCAGAACGCCAGCAAGCAACUGAAGAGAAGCUCACACACCUCCAGUCCUCACACCAGGCACUACAGGCACGGCUAGAUGGCCUAGACGACGCAAGACACCGCUCCAAUAUAAAAAUCAGAAGCAUUGCCGACUCCAUAGACGACAAUGAAUUGCCACAACUUACCCGACGCCUCUUAGCCACAAUUCUUAACCCUAAGCAGACUCCCCAAGUUGCCAAGAGCCCCAACAGAGGCCUCCCGCGACUUCCUUCUCCGCUUACAGUAUACCCAGGACAAAAUGGCGGUGAUGGCGGCGCUCAGCGGCCAGAGCCCAUACCACUUCGAGGGCAUGCAGCUCACCUUCCUGCAGGACCUUUGCAGAGCUACUCUUACCUGGAGACGGUCCGUGCAGCGAGUCACCACGACCCUCAGAGUGGCUGGAGUCAGGUGCCGAUGGGGCCCAUCAAUGCUAUUAGUUACAAAGGGAGCAACAACUUAUCGACUAACGUCGACAGAAAACGCAGAAACUUUCCUCUGUAA
Messenger RNA from Pelobates cultripes (western spadefoot toad), 777 nucleotides. The record is from the annotation of a GenBank genome assembly. NCBI's taxonomy places the organism in Eukaryota, Metazoa, Chordata, Amphibia, Anura, Pelobatidae.